AUGGUAAGUUAUGCAAAUGUUUGUGGAUUUUUUUAGCCGAGGAAACUUCGCCUGAAUUGCCAGAGUUUGUACCUUCACAUGAGUGGAAAGUUAUUUUGCCUGGUCAAAGUAUUCCGAAGGGCAUUCACGUCCGACAUAACUUUGAGAAUGGUCUAACAGAAGGCAAGCUUAUGGAUUCGUCAAGUUCGGAAGACAAAAAUGGUAUCCACCAUUCGUAAAUUUCACCGUUAGACCUUGUGUUGACAAAUGUGGAAUUAGCUGACAAAACACUCGGGGACAGUCCGGAGACGGUUGAAGAAGAGCACUCACACAAAAUGGUAUCUUAGUUUUUCCUGUUUAUGAUCUUUAGGAUGUGAAAUUUGACGCCUCGACAAAAUAUCGGUCAUACGCCGAACUAAAAAAGGAUUACGAUACUAUAAUGUCGUCGGCCAGGACAGAUGCUCAGAUCAUGCAGAACUUGUUUAACGAGUAUGAGACGUCUUCAUCAGAGGAAACAAAAAACGUCGUACUUCAGGACUUAGCAGAAUACCUCCGCCAGGUUUGUUUUUCCUUCACCAACAUACUUCUCAGUUCGAUAAUGCCGUAGACUUUGCUAACAGUGGGAACUUGUCAAAACUAGUCCACGAGCUGCCCGUCGUUCCCGUUGCGCGGAAAAUCUACAUUGCUCGAUGUCUCUCUUCGGCACUGCAGGGGUAUGUGUUUUCUGUUCACACCGAUUUAGUCAAAUGACACGACGUUAUUCUUUUACAACUUUUAUUGUAGGCUUUAAGUUUUAUUUUCGGCAUCUUACUGCCAGUUGCAGCACUUCGUGAGUCCAUCGUGAACGUAGAACACCUUUGAUUGAGACGGCGAUUGUGAAGGCGACACAAGGCUUCACGUUGGAAUUCUGAAACCUUGCUUUGGGCAUCGUGAUAAAUGAGUUUUGCUUGCUUGUGAAUCAUAGCAUAUAGAAAGUCGUCGUCGGGGUGCGCUUUCUGCUAUUUUAUCAGUUUCGUGGUAAUAACUUUUCAGGUGGUAACUCCCGCCCCCCCGGUUUUUAGUAGCUCAUAAACAUUUUUUGCCGACUGCUAUUAUAGCGUAUCACUAGCUAAUUGCGCACCGGUAGUUUCUAUUUCUGUUUGCUGCCGACGUAUUAUCGCGUAUUAUCGCUCAUAGCUACCGACCUGUGACUGUGAACCCUUUGCGGGUUGGAUAACCAAAUCCAUGCCGAUUUACGUUACCUUCCGGAGGGCUUUGAAGUGAUGCAUUCCAGGCUGCAUUUGAAAAUCUACGGUGCUAUUUUCUUAUCUCUGUGUCUACUUGAUACCUUGGUAAACGUGAGCGAUGUUACCUGGACCUAUUGUCAAACCGUGACGGUGGUUCCAUCUGUUCCCUUUCACCCUGUUUUAGCACCGAACGCAGAGGCCUCAUGAAUCAUCUCUAG
Spirometra erinaceieuropaei is the source of this 1423-nucleotide messenger RNA. Lineage: Eukaryota; Metazoa; Platyhelminthes; Cestoda; Diphyllobothriidea; Diphyllobothriidae. The record is from the annotation of a GenBank genome assembly.